Molecule: messenger RNA, 274 nt
Organism: Mycena citricolor
Lineage: Eukaryota; Fungi; Basidiomycota; Agaricomycetes; Agaricales; Mycenaceae
Source: the annotation of a GenBank genome assembly
CGCCAUGGAGCCCUCACCCUCCUCUCCCGUCUCUCCCUUUCCGCGUCGGCGUACGGCCAUGGCGUGCACAGCCUGCCGCAAGCUGAAGGUAAAAGUGAGUUCGACCUAUUUCAUUGCAUCCAAUUUAAGCCGAUCCCAUCGAUGAUUUUCCGAAUUCCAGUGCCUGAAAAACGAAGAUCAGCCAAUGACGCCGUGCAAGCGAUGCAUACAGCGGGGAUUGUACUGCGAGUACCGGCCCGUGCUCGAAUACACUCUGCCCGGCAACGAAUCACAG